AUGGUGGACACAGAGAAUAUAUCAGCGGUUGUGUUCCUUAGAAUGUGUCACGAAGUUGGAACAUCACGGCAAGUUCAAGCUAGACGAGAUGUGUUGGACCUCAAAAUUAAAUUGGCAAAUCAAACAAAAUCAAUUCAUGAAGACGCUUUCAUGACAAGUGGAAGUAGAAGAGAAGGAUUUAGACUAGAGGACUCAGAUGUAGACAAUAUGUUCUGGCCAGAUAAUUACCGUGUGAUCUCGGAUAUAAGUCAGUCUCAGCGCUAUAACAUUCACAGGAAAAGACUAAUUCUUUGUGACUGUUCCGAAAGCCCACCAGGAUUCGCCUUGUUAUAUUUGCUUUCACCUUCAAUAUUAUGUAGCGAGAUCAAUGAAGCUUUUGUUAGAAUGAAUAACAGAUAUUACAUUUCUAGUUCAUUACACAAAGCGUUCAUGUGUUCUGCAGAAUCACAGCGAUCCACUCUCCACGGUCCUUGUGUGAGUAGAUUUCAUGGAAUGCUGGGAUAUGAUCUUGCCCACUGCUUUGCAUCGGAUAUUUGGCCUCCGUCUGCCUCCUCAUGGAUAGACAGAAGUCACUCAUGGCCCCCGCCUCAUAUUGUUGAUGACAUAGUGAAAAGUGGAUGUCAUUUUGUAGCAAUUGGACAUAAACUAGGAAAACAUGAAACUAUCGAAUGGAGAACUUCCUUCUCUAUGGCAGAGCAAAAACUAGUGUAUGCAAUGAACCACUGCCAGUUCUUAACAUACGGUUUGCUUAAGUUGUUUUUAAAUAGAAUAAUUAACAUUGGAUUAGGUGAGGAUGAAAAAUUACUGUGUUCUUACCACAUGAAAACUGCAGUUUUCUGGGUCAUUCAGCAAAAUAUGAUACCUCAAUGGACUCCACACACUCUCCUCUACAGUUCCUGGGUCUGUUUUAAACUCGUCCUCAAAUGGGUAUAUGAGGGGGUGUGUCCUAACUUUUUUAUUCCGAGUAACAACAUGUUUCUGAGUGAUAUUUAUGGUGAAGUCCAAAAUCGAUUAUUUUUAAGACUGUAUGAGUUGUAUAGGAUGGGUAUACGAUCAAUGCUAGACACUCUCUCCAUUAUGUCGUGUAAGGAAUGCAUAGCUUUCCUUCGUGAUCCCAGUUUUUCCCGCUUUGCAUAUGAAAAUGUCGAGUUUUCUAAGGCUGAUUUUGAUGUCAAGUUAUUUAUAGAAAUAGAAAGGACCGAUUGUCUACCCGUAUUAAACGAAGAAAGAUGCAUAAGGUACCUUCAAUGCAAUAUAAUAGAACAGACGAUUACCAACCCCCUUACACAGUAUCAAAUCAUUGUGCUUCAGACACUAACACACUCUGUCCUCCAGAAUCUGGCUUUUAUGUUACAUAGGAAUACUCAUACACAAGAAAAUAAACUGAUGUACAGAGCUGACAAAAUAACCUGUCAUAUCUUGAAAUUUGCAGCGAAGUUUGGUUGUAUUUCUGAUAUGUUGUAUGUUGUUUUGUAUUAUUACAAAACACUUAGAUAUAUGGAAGCUUUAUCUAUAAUAGACGUGAUAAAAGUCAAGCUAGCACAGCCAUAUGUGAUGCACAAUUCUAUGAAUGGAGAUGAGGAGAUGUAUAUGAAGGCUGUAGGGGGUCAGUCCUUGUCAACAAAAAUGAAAAAAGCUGUAGCAUGGGAUAUAAAACUUAACAAUACCAUUCCUUACAUCAGGGAAUUGAUACCAGAACAAAGAUCUGGUCAACAGAACGGUUUGCCUUAUUUAAUUAUCCCACCCUUUGUUAUGUUAUACAUGGUAGAGAUCUUUUGCGCCAAACAUGUAGAUAUAGAUAGAGCACAGAUGGCCCUAAAUGAUUUACAGAUCCUUGUUCACUAUGACCAGGGACAAUUUAUACCUUUACAUAUCAGUAACAUAUCAUGGCAUAUUUUGGGGAUGUGUCAACAGACGACCGGGAACCUCCGCGAUGCACUAGACUCAUACAAACAAUCUCUCAGAGAAUAUCAACUCCACAGUAUACAAAGUGCAACAGAAAUGAGAAUACGAAGACUUGGUCAAUGGAAUAAUUGA
Saccostrea cuccullata (small rock oyster) is the source of this 2037-nucleotide messenger RNA. RefSeq lists its product as uncharacterized. The record is from RefSeq and is a predicted model, not a curated record. Bases 1 to 2037 code for a protein of 678 amino acids. NCBI's taxonomy places the organism in Eukaryota, Metazoa, Mollusca, Bivalvia, Ostreida, Ostreidae. The transcript has a single exon.